AUGGACGCGGUGACGGCGCUCGCGGCGCGCGCGCGCGAGGGCGUCGCGGACGCGUUCGAGCGGUUGCCGAAACACGUGCGGGUGGUUGUGAUGUGGAUGGUGUUUCAAUUCAUCGGGUCGAUGAUCCGCCGCGCGGUGUUCGGGAAGGAGAAGCCGGCGGGACCGGCGGAGAAGAAAGCCGUGGUGGAGUGCGAGACGGAGGAGGCGUUCGCGGAGGCUUUGAAGGAGGCGAAGGAGGCGAAGCGCGCGGUCGUGAUCGACUUCACGGCGUCGUGGUGCGGGCCGUGUAAGCGAAUCGCGCCCGUGUUCGCGGAUAUGUCCGAGGAGUACGACGCCACGUUUCUCAAGGUGGACGUCGACAAGAACUCCGAGGUGAGCGGGGCCCACAACGUCACCGCCAUGCCGACGUUUGCGUUUUACGAUGCGAACGGCGAGAAGGUGGACGAACAGAUUCGAGGCGCCAACAUCGCGAAGAUUACUGACAUGCUCGACAAGCUCGGCGUGAAGAAGGUUGUCAAGGAAGUUAAGAAGGACGCGUAG
Ostreococcus tauri is the source of this 540-nucleotide messenger RNA. Its product is annotated as Thioredoxin, conserved site. The record is from RefSeq and is a predicted model, not a curated record. The transcript is spliced from 2 exons. The coding region runs from base 1 to 540 and encodes 179 amino acids. Lineage: Eukaryota; Viridiplantae; Chlorophyta; Mamiellophyceae; Mamiellales; Bathycoccaceae.